Molecule: messenger RNA, 1533 nt
Organism: Gastrolobium bilobum
Lineage: Eukaryota; Viridiplantae; Streptophyta; Magnoliopsida; Fabales; Fabaceae
Product: WRKY transcription factor 22
Exons: 3
Coding region: 184-1221 (345 amino acids)
Biological process (GO): regulation of DNA-templated transcription
Cellular component (GO): nucleus
Molecular function (GO): DNA-binding transcription factor activity; transcription cis-regulatory region binding
Source: RefSeq, a predicted model, not a curated record
CUCACUGGGACUUUGUGAAAACGAACACUUUUUCUCUAUCUAUAUAUACAAGUCUAUUCCCACUCAUUGAACCUUAUCAUCUCUCUCUUACCUUACCAAAAGUCAGCGCCUUCUUUUGUCUCUCUCUCUCUCUCUCUCUCAGCAGCACAAGGUACAGAGAUUGCAGAGUUUGUCUCUACGGUUAUGGAGGAAGAUUGGGAUCUCCAUGCGGUGGUUAGAGGCUGCUCCACCGUUACCUCCACCAACUCCACCACCACCAGCACUACCGCAUCAUUCUCUGUGUCUUCCUCUGGUUUUGGCACUUGUUACUUGCAGCCUGAAGCUUCCUCUUGUGGGUUCUCUAUCUUUGAUGGUGAACAAGCAAGCCAAGUUUUGUCACUUUCUGCACACCCCUUUGAAGCAAGAAGCUCCAUUGAAGAGUUGCAUGAGCUUUGCAAGCCUUUCUUCACCAAAUCACAGUCUCUCUCAUUGCAAAUUCCUAACUUGUCCUCAUUGUCUUACUCCUCUGUAACAACACCCAAAUCAGCUCAAACACAAGAGAAACAACAACAGCAGCGGAAUAAGCAGCCACACUCAGCUGGUUCUCUCACCACCCCACGAUCUAAAAGAAGGAAGAACCAGCUUAAGAAAGUUUGUCAAGUGCCAGUUGAGAAUCUCUCAUCAGAUAUAUGGGCAUGGAGGAAAUAUGGACAAAAACCAAUUAAAGGGUCACCAUAUCCAAGAGGAUACUAUAGAUGUAGCAGUUCAAAAGGAUGCUUAGCAAGGAAACAAGUUGAGAGAAACAGAUCAGACCCAACAAUGUUCAUAGUUACCUAUACAGCUGAACAUAACCACCCUGCUCCUACUCACCGAAACUCUCUUGCUGGAUCCACACGCCAGAAGCCAUUGACACCUCAAACUGCCACCAACGGAGACUCUGACAAGGCCUUGACAAAACCCUCUUCUCCGGCGACCUCAGGGGCGGAGGAUGAGGUUCCAACUCAGGGAGAAAAGUCAGAGAGCAGGGAAGAGAAGGAAGAUGUGAUGGAUGAUGAGGAAGAAGAUGAAUUUGGUUUAUCUGAUAUGGUUCUAACAGAUGAUUUCUUUGAAAGUUUAGAUGAACUGAGUCAACUCAAUGCCUCUUCUGCAGUCACUGGAGACUGCUUCACUGAUCCCUUUUCAGCUAUUGCAAUACCUUCUUGGGUGGCUAAUAGUGCUGCCACUGCUGCUAGCGGUAGCUGACUCAUUUGGGGGAAAACAUCACACAACAAAGUGAACAAUUUGUUUCAUGCUUUUUCAUUGCUGAGAAUAGGAAGCCCCCCUUUUUUUUCUUUCUUCUUUUUGUUUGUAUAUGCAAAUGGAACAUUUUGGAGGAAUCUUUACUGACAAUGCUCUUGUGAAGGGGAAGAAAAGUUCUUCCCAAGGACAGUAGCAACUAGUUAGGUAGAUUGAGCAUUUUUAUCUCUUGUUUAAAAAUCAAUGAUUAUUAGGCAUUCAUGGUUUCAUAGUUCUGUUAAUGUAAAAUCAAUUUAUUUCAGCAGCUAUUAAGAUAUU